Messenger RNA from Acaulospora colombiana, 590 nucleotides. NCBI's taxonomy places the organism in Eukaryota, Fungi, Glomeromycota, Glomeromycetes, Diversisporales, Acaulosporaceae. The record is from the annotation of a GenBank genome assembly.
UUUUCAAAGACAUGUUUGCGGCCGGCGAAAGCGCCCCAAACCAAGAAACGAUGGUCCUCACCGAAGAUUGUGCAACCUUGGAAUACUUUCUUCGUCACAUAGAUCCAGCAAAGGAAACUCCACAACUGGACUGGGACCGCGUCGCCGGUGCGUUGCAAGCCGCAGAAAAGUACCAAGUCAACAACAUCUUCAAGUGGUUCGAACGAGAAGUAGACUUGUCGCUAACUUUCGACCGAUCUCGUGUACUGCCCAAUCCGAUGCUAUGUCUCGCGUUGGCUCGACGCUAUGACCUACAAAUGACGGCCAGAAUAUCGCUUCGUCAGCUCAUCAAAUGCCGCAUUGAGGAAAUCACGGGAAGUCCUCAUGUAGAUAGUGCAUUAUUGAAGCAGAUAUUCAGCAUGCGUACUAAAAGAAUGCGAGCUUUGUUGAAAAUAAUUCUCGAAUGUCCAGAGCAUCCGCACAAGCACACCUCGCAAUGCGUUUACGCGAGUUCUCGUAUUUCUUACGCCGGAUGGAGACAUGAUGCGCUCGAGCGGAUAAUUUCGGAGCCAAGUUUGUUCGCAAUCCUUGCUUCUAUCCGCGGUCGAGGG